This is a messenger RNA of Triticum aestivum (bread wheat), 1996 nucleotides long. RefSeq lists its product as uncharacterized. NCBI's taxonomy places the organism in Eukaryota, Viridiplantae, Streptophyta, Magnoliopsida, Poales, Poaceae. The record is from RefSeq and is a predicted model, not a curated record. The coding region runs from base 193 to 729 and encodes 178 amino acids. The transcript has 5 exons.
UCCCGAACUGCUCGAAAAGAAAAGGUAAAAUACAACUUCCUUCCGAUCCCAUCUCCUCCAGCGCGCCGAACCAUGACCCGCCGUCGCGCCAUGCCCCGCCGCCGCGCGCCGCCACCCCAUGACCCGCCGCCGCGCACCGCCACCUCACGACCCGCCGUCGCACCAUGACCCGCCGCCACGCACCGCCACCCCAUGACCCGCCGCCGCACGCAUCCACCCCCUACCCCGCUGCCGCGCGCCACCACCCCCUGUCCCGCCGCCGCGUGCGCGCAGGAUUCGACUAGCCGGAGCAGCUGCGAGCCGGAUCCAGCCUCGUCCCCCGAGCUCCAUCUUCUUCCCCGCCUCCCUUCCGCGAACCGGACGCCUCCUUCUGGGUUCUCCGGCACCGCUGUGUCUAGCGGUCCAACCUCGUCGCCCGAGGCCGUUCACCGUUGCAGCGCCUCCUUCCGUCCGUGCAACGGGCUCCCGUGCACGGCCCUUGCUGAAGCUGGAAUUUUGGAAGAGUACUUUCAACCUGGAAGAGCACUUUCAACCGUCCAGGAAGACAACAACGACAGCCAGUAUGAUGGAUGUUGCAGCAAAAACAGGAUGCACAAGUUCAUCUUUUGUAUGCUUUUCAGUACAUCUACUUCCCAAUCGACCCGACCCAACAUCUGCCGCCAUGGCACGGCGCCUCCACCUCCCGGCGAAGGACCACCACCUUCCUGGCGACGUGCCCAACCCCGAUGAGGCCUGCCAGCCCUGGAGUUCCUGCCGCGACGCCUCGACCUCUCGUUCAGCCAUGGAUUCUUGCCAUCCACCACACCAUCAGGAACAUGAUUGAUGAAAAAAAUUUGUGUUAGCGAUCAGUACUAGUGCUCAUCAGGACGGCAAGCAGCAGUACUGAUCAGUAUGGCUUACACAAAUACUAGUACUGGUUAGUACUUUCUUAAUGAUAAAGAUGAGCAGUAAAAGAUACAAGUUGCAAUUCCAGGGUAACCUGUCUCAGAUCCUUUUCAGGUUCAGGUAACAAAUGUUUGGUAUUCUUAUAUACUUGCAUCAGUUCAGACUCGCGGAUACAAUAAGUUGAGGGAAAACUCAUACAAAAGUUCAAAGUUGACAAACAUGGGUUCUUUGUUUCAAUGUUCGCUAGUGUAUGCAAAUUGGGUUUGCAUGCAUUCAUAGUUGGAUGGCUAUUGAUCUCUAUAAAACCUUGGAAGCAGUGAUUGCAUUACUAGUCCAACCAUACUAGGUAAAACUGAAUGUACCUAGCCAGUUCAAUAACAUCAUCUCCUUGUGCAAAAAAGUAGUCAAAAAGGUCGAACUGACAUAUGCUUCAGAAUGUCACACAAAAAAAUAUUUAUCUGUAUUUGUCUUUUUCAUGAGGGGAGCCUUGGCGCAGUGGUAAAGCUGCUGCCUUGUGACCAUGAGGUCAUGGGUUCAAGUCCUGGAAACAGCCUCUUACAGAAAUGUAGGGAAAGGCUGCGUACUAUAGACCCAAAGUGGUCGGACCCUUCCCUGGACCCUGCGCAAGCGGGAGCUACAUGCACCAGGCUGUCUUUUUCAUGUUGAAUUAUUUGAAGUAAAACAAAAAUAGCUCACCUUUGUGACUUUCAUCAUUUGAAAACCUACAUGCCUCAUGUUCGAACUUUCAAUUUGUUUAAAACUAAACUGAUGGUGCUCUUGUUUCAGUGUCGGGGGAGAAGGCAGAACCUCUGGGUGCAUGAUGGAAAAAAUUGCAAGUUCUUGUUUAGAUGUUCAGGAUACCCUUCUCUCAUUUCAUUUAUGUUCAGGAUAGCAGGUGCAUGAUGGAAAAUUGUGUAUCAUGUAGUUCUUGUUUAGAUGUCGUGCAAGUUAAAAAAUUGUUGAUUUUGCCACUGGAGAGAACCCGUUGGUGCAUUGUUUUUCCACUAUGACGUCCCUUGGUAUGUUCCAUGUGUAUUUAACAGCAGGUCCAUGUAUAUUUAACAACAAGUCCAUGUAUUACUACAUGAGAAGUACUGCUAGUGAGACUUCA